CAGAGCAGCAGAGAAUGAAUCUCUGGGCGGAGGAAGUUAGUGCUGGACGGUGUUCUCACUACCUCACAUGUCGAGCAGUAAGGCUACAAGUGUCCACAGAGUCUACAGGAGAAGGAAAUGUUAAUACCGGUGUGACACACUUUUUAGCAACGCAACAAAAGUGAAGUUGGCGCGGUUAGCUAACACGGUCCGCGAAGGAAAGGAGGAUUUAUUCGUCAGGAAGGUGUAUGCUGCCAGGCUAACACAUGUGUGUAUGAGAGCCAGGGGUCACACUGUAAGAGGAGGACCGCCGACCCAAACCUGGGGAUCCAGCGGAGCCCCGGGGUGCUGGAAUGGAGCAACUCAUGGAGUCGCUGGAGAGGAAGCUGCAGAGACCCAUACUGGCGAAGUCCCGUACUCUUCCCAGCAUCCCUCAGUCUCCUACAGUCUCCAGGGUCCAUCACGCUGAUCUGAUUGGUGGAAGUCCUCCUCGCAGGAAGAACCCGCCCCCUGACGCCAACCACCCGAAGGCCUGCACGUUACCACCUGCAGCGGAGCUUUGGCGUUUGGAGGACGACAUGGAGGGCGAAGAUGAGCCCGAGCAUGGGGGGUGCACCCAGGUUCGCCCUCGCUCCCAGUCGCCCUUUUCCCACUUCCGGGCGCGAGCUGCUUACCUCCGCAAGAGCGUCUCAGCGGACGACCACCUGGACAUGGGCGACGACUUCAGCCCCGACCCCCCAGUGGAGGUCAAGCCGAGCCGUAGCAAUAAGGGCAAGCUGAAGAGGAACUUCAGUCUCGGCUCUGCUGACCGAAAAGAAAAUCAGCCCAAGAAGUCAGAGUCAGGGAUCUCCAAAUUGACCAAUCGUCUGUCCCUCAAAGACCGUGUUGCCAAAGCAGAGAAGACUUCCACGAACCGACCUCCAUCCUACAGGAGACGAUCUCUCAGUCUGGACUGAGGCAGAGGGGGUUACAAUACUGAUGUGUGAGAGACACCAAGAGAAACUGGAAUAAAUAAAUAGAUGAAUAAACCGGAAAAGAGAGAUAGCUCACCAAGAUGCUAAUAUGCAAAGUUGUGGAUCUAAUCUUAUUGACAGUCAGAUGUCAGUGUGUUUAUGUGUCUGUGCUAGUUUGUGUACUGCUGACAACAGGUUGGAUGGAUUUGUUCUUUCCUACGGUUUGGACCGUGUCAUUGAUAUGUUGCAACAUACAGUAAACUGGGAGUAUUCAGACUAAGCAACAUUUUCCACUCAGUCAGUCUUUUCACAUUUUCUUUGAAGUGUUUCUGAGAUUUCCCUCUGCACACAACUGUUAUGAGCUGUUAUGUGCAUACUUGUGGCUGCUUUUUAGCUCAACACAAAAAUCUGAGAAAUUCUGCGAUGCUGGAACCACCAGCUAUAUUCUUUUAACAUUAAAUCCCAGGUUUUUCCCAUUGUGGCUUUUAGUCAAUAAUUGUCUAGACUGCGUAUUUUAUAUGUAGUCUUUGUUUACAUGUGACUCACUGUCUGGAGCUGUUUGUGUAAAUAGGACGAUACUGCUAAUAAAGUGAACGCUGCGUAUGACUGUUUGCAGUUUGGGGGUGUUGAUUGUUGGUCGGGCUGAUGCAGUCUCACUGUAUUUGAUGUGGGAUUGAUCGGGGGCCAAACAUGAAGCCUUUUGGUUGAGACUUUGGUCUCUAAGAACAACUGCUUCCUGUUUCCUGAACCUGGUAAAAGUGUAGGAAAUUGUGUGGCAUAGCCUGUCUGUGUGUUGUUGUUUUGGAUCUCUAGUCUUUUACCCAGAUUAUUCUCAGUUGUAGGCCGUGCUUUGAUAUUACGCAUAGUCAUCAUUCAAGUUUUUUCAAAAUAAAGUAUAAUUACCUGUCUAUCAAAAUUCAAAUUCAAAACCUUUAUUUAUACAGAUAAAACCCAUUGAGAUCAUAGACCUCUUUUACAAUGGUGACCUGCUUCAAUUAUAUUAUAUAUAUAUAUAGUAGUAUUAAUUAUAAGUGCCUGAGUCCUCUUUCCUGCGGCUGGAUGGAUUAGUCUUCUAAAGAAUAGAAAAGUAA
Gymnodraco acuticeps is the source of this 2023-nucleotide messenger RNA. RefSeq lists its product as uncharacterized. Bases 333 to 935 code for a protein of 200 amino acids. The transcript has 7 exons. NCBI's taxonomy places the organism in Eukaryota, Metazoa, Chordata, Actinopteri, Perciformes, Bathydraconidae. The record is from RefSeq and is a predicted model, not a curated record.